Messenger RNA from Clunio marinus, 1257 nucleotides. NCBI's taxonomy places the organism in Eukaryota, Metazoa, Arthropoda, Insecta, Diptera, Chironomidae. The record is from the annotation of a GenBank genome assembly.
AUGUCAAAUUCACUUGCAUCAGCUUUAAAACAAGGACAAAAGAUAAACUAUGACAGAUGUCACUCGAAAUUGAAGUCAGUGAAGCCUUUACAUGAUGAAAAUAAAGAAGUUGAAGAUGAAGUGAAAAUUAGAAAGAUUUUGUAUCCAUCAACGAGACGAAAGUAUCCUAAAUGUUGUCAUCAGAAUGAUUUUGUUCUGUCACGAGAGAACUUGUCAUCAGAAGAUUAUCUGAAUUUUCUUUCUAAGCCAAAGAAACGAGUUCCUGAAGGAUUUCCAAGAUGGAUUGAAAAGAAAAUUCCACCAUGCACGAAUCUGAUAAACAGUUUAGCACAUCCUAAGAUGCACAAACUACUUGAAACAUUUCAAACUCAUCUCCAUCAUUUGUCUAUCUUUGAAAUUGAAAGUUUUCUCAAGAAAAUGUUCGAGAAAGAUUAUUUGACACCAGAAGAAGUUUUUCGUUCAACAAAGCAAACAAACAUUGAAAACAAAGUGAGAGCCCAAAGAAGAUUAAAGAAAAUGAAAAAACUUUGUCGAAGAAUUGAAUGUCAAAGCAAGAAAGAAGAACAAAAUUAUAUCAAGAACAUUAUCGAAAAGCUAACAUGCUCAACUUUAAAUCAACAAGAAAGUCAUGAACCGCAAAGUAAACUAACCGAAGACAUUCUAACUCAAAUUUGUCUUAUAAUGAAACAAAAAGUUCCACAAAAGAACUCACAUGAUUUAAUCGGUCAAAUAUUUUAUAAACUAGCAAAUAAAAUAGCGUCAAGUUUAGAAGAUUUGAUUACAGAAAGUGGAUUCAAAAUAAUCUCUUCAAAUGACAACUUCGAAUGUGAUGCUGGAAAGCGAAAGAAUUGUUUGGAAAUUGUCCAAUAUCAAUCAGAAGUCUCUGAACGAAAUGAAAACGAAUCGGAAACUAAAGAAUACGAAAGUGAAGAGGACACUGAAAGUGAUGAAGAUUCUGAUGGCGAAUUUGAUCAAAGUAAGGAUAAUCAAAAUGAUGAAUUGGAAGAAAUUGAAAGAAAAAUUUCAUUUUUAAAUAAUUCGCAAGUCAACUUCGACGUCGAUGAAUGUCGUGAACUUCUUAACAAGGCUGAAGCUUUAUUAGCAGCAAUUGCUAAACGAGCCGAAGGAAAAGCAGCGAGAAAAGCUAAACGCGAUGCUGUCAAAAAGGCGAAAAAGAAGAAUAAAGGAGGCAUGGAAUGUCUCGGUAAUGUCAACAGAAAACCACAAUGGCAAGUCGAAUGGAGUGAGAAAAAAUAA